GAAUUCUCAUCUCUACAAGUUCUCUGCUGAAACCGCUGCCUCCUGUUCUGCAGGAACACAGUGUUCUGCAGGACCCGGGCUGUUUGCUCCUCCCUCCAAACCCUCCCAGCUCAGAUACAGGAACCAUGGCGCUGACGGCGGCAGGCAGCUCGAUCCGGACUUUACUCCUCAGGAACUCGGCGAACUUCACCAAAAACGCGGGUUUAAACCCUCGGAGUGUGAAAGGAUCGGCGCUCAGUCGAAGCGCAGUCACCUCCAGCUCGGGCGCCGUCCUGCCUAAUCCGGCUAAGACCUCGUUUGGCCUGACGCGGGUGACGGUGGUGGUGGUCCCGUUCCUGUACCUUGGCACCUGCAUUAGCAAGAAUUUUGCUGCUCUCCUGGAAGAGCAUGAAAUCUUCGUUCCUGAUGAUGACGACGAUGACUGAACACCACGUUUGAAGAACAAAUGAAGAGGUGCUCGUAUUGGAGAAGACAACGCUAAGGAGGGAUCUAUGCAAUAAUGUGUCAACCCCUUCACCUUCCGUUUACAGCUGAACAUCCAAAGUUCACUUUUACUUUUUUGCUUUUUAAUCUUAAAUGUGAGGCAACCCCUGCUCAGCCUCACUCAUGCUUGCAUGUACAGUUUUGUUUUGAUGAAAUAAAACGUCUUGACUGUU
Colossoma macropomum (tambaqui) is the source of this 656-nucleotide messenger RNA. Its product is annotated as essential MCU regulator, mitochondrial-like. Gene Ontology annotation, cellular component: mitochondrial inner membrane; uniplex complex. The coding region runs from base 126 to 425 and encodes 99 amino acids. Gene Ontology annotation, biological process: calcium import into the mitochondrion; mitochondrial calcium ion homeostasis. The record is from RefSeq and is a predicted model, not a curated record. The transcript is spliced from 3 exons. Lineage: Eukaryota; Metazoa; Chordata; Actinopteri; Characiformes; Serrasalmidae.